Cryptotermes secundus is the source of this 1939-nucleotide messenger RNA. RefSeq names its product cysteine and histidine-rich protein 1 homolog. NCBI's taxonomy places the organism in Eukaryota, Metazoa, Arthropoda, Insecta, Blattodea, Kalotermitidae. The record is from RefSeq and is a predicted model, not a curated record. The transcript is spliced from 6 exons. Gene Ontology annotation, cellular component: nucleus. Bases 29 to 1078 code for a protein of 349 amino acids.
AGAAACUGCGCAGACAAUAAUAAACAAGAUGGCCGAUCCCGAAGCUUCAUCGUCAAGCGGAGAGCCAUCAGACAUUCAAGAAAAUGACAAAGCUGAAGAGUUCAUUGAACCUGAAAAGAAGAGACGAAAAAUUUGCAAAAUUCCUGACGGAAAAUCGGAUAAACUUGAACAAAGGUUGGGUGGGAUAUUGUGUUGCGCUGUAUGUUUGGAUCUUCCGAGGGCUGCUGUUUAUCAGUGUACCAAUGGGCACCUGAUGUGUGCUGGAUGCUUUACUCAUGUACUGGCAGAUGCAAGAUUGAGAGAUGAGAUUGCAACAUGUCCCAACUGCAGGAUUGAAAUUAGUAAAACAUCUGCUUCUCGGAAUCUGGCUGUAGAAAAGGCUGUGAAUGAACUGCCUUCAGAAUGUCAGUUCUGUGGUAAAGAUUUUCCACGGAUUACUUUAGAGAGACAUGAAGAGACACUGUGUGAUGAGAGGAUUACAAACUGCAAGUAUAGUCGUAUUGGAUGCCCGUGGCGUGGCCCAUUUCAUGAGGCAGCAGAGCAUGAACAAGUGUGUGCACAUCCUCACCGCUCUGGGGCAGAGGUGAUGGAAGCUUUGCAGGUCAUCGACCUGAAGUGUGAAGAAGAGAAGAGGUUAUACAAUUGUGUAUUUGACUUGCUGUCAUAUGAGAAGAUAACAUUCAAUGACUUGCAGAUAAAGCCAUAUCGCACGGAUGAGUUUGUACAUAAGCUGUUCUAUGAGACGAGCCGGUUCACUGCUUUCAACAAUCAAUGGGUGAUGAAGGCACGCAUUAACAAUAGCCAGAGAGACCCAACACAGAGCUCCGAGCGGAACAUGACUUACCAGUUGAUCCUGAAAACCAAGACAACAUACCCUCUGGCACUCCACUACUUGAUAUUACGUGGUCCUUUUGGGGAUAUGAAGGUCAAUGCAAAGAUUCACAAGUUUGAGUUUACGGACCAAGAGAACGAGAGUCCUUAUGUGCAGCUCCCUCUUGCUGAUACAGCUGAAUGUAACCGCUUGUUGGCAGCAAAAGUUAUCAACUUUCGGCUUAUCAUGUUUCUGUCAUCAAAGUAGACAACAGUGUGCUCUAAGGAAAUUACUUCUGACCAGAAGCAUAGUUGUUACGUUGCUUAGAUGUGUGGCUUUAAGUAGUUGUGCAUACUCGUUGUAGGCUAAGUAAGUCUCUCAGUAGAGGUUAGAAACUGAUAUCAGAAGCUUUAAUACAGUCUCUUCACAUUCUCUGUAACCAAACAAAGACAUAAAAAAUGAACUUGUAUUUAUGAAUUACUCGUGAUAUUGGAAAGACAUUAUUUAAAAAACUAGAAUGACUCAAUUUAUUAAAAACAACCUAAAAGGGCACUUUCUAAUAUUGUUAAAACGUGUCCUUAUUUUACAGCCAUCUUUGGUAGGCAGGACUUUAGAUAUGUCUGGCUCAUUUAAAUUAUAGACAUGGAUGGUGUCUGUGUUACUUCAUUGUAUUGUAUUAUGUGCUUGUAUACCUAUAUGUUUUUUUUAACAGAUUGUGUAUAAUCCUGAAUAGGUGUUGUUUUUCAAGCCAGGCUUAGAGGGAAUGCCUUAUGAUGGAAAUAGCUGUCCUUUAUUUACAUUUAUUGUAUCACAUAAUAGCAAGAUAUAUAUAUAUAUAUAUAUUUAUUUAUACUCUAAGUUACUCAUUUAAGUAACCAUAAAAGCUAUAUUAUAUAUUAAAUUUCUGUUUCUUACUAUGAAAUAGUUAUAUUGACUAAUAGAUACAAAAAUUAAGAGUGAAGUAGUAUGUGAUUUUGUAAUACUGUAAUUACAAUAAUUUUGAUUACAAGAUCAGUGAUGCUUUCUUAUCCCAGUUGUCAAUAGUAGUUAUGAAACAGCGAAGAUUAUUCUCCAUGUGAUAUUUGUGUUGGUUUUCUGUACUUACACCAUAAAGUUCAUUAUUUUUAA